This is a messenger RNA of Andrographis paniculata, 1297 nucleotides long. Its product is annotated as ricin B-like lectin R40G3. Lineage: Eukaryota; Viridiplantae; Streptophyta; Magnoliopsida; Lamiales; Acanthaceae. The coding region runs from base 79 to 963 and encodes 294 amino acids. The record is from RefSeq and is a predicted model, not a curated record. The transcript has 4 exons.
UCUUUAAAGUCUUCUUCCCCAGAAUUAAAUUCUCUACUCCUCACUCUCGCCGCUACCCCCAAAUCUUCUCCGGCCGCCAUGGACCGCCGCCACCACCACCACGACCGGAGGGACGACCGCCCGGAAUACCCGCCGCCGCCGCCCUUCCAAGAGCCCCCUCCGCCGCCGUUUUACGGCAGGGACAAUCACGGCCCGAGGCGCGAAGAGUACCCCGCUCCGCCGCCGGCGUACGGCCACCAGCCGGAAGUCUUCCACACCUCCCACCAAGGCCCGAGGCGCGAAGAGUACCCCGCUCCGCCGCCGCCGCCGGCGUACGGCCACCCGCCGGAAGUCGUCCACACCUCCCACCAAGGCCCGAGGCGUGAGGAGUACCCCGCUCCACCCCCGCCGUCCAACUUCUCCUCCUACCCCGGCGGACCGCCGCCGCCCCCCGCCGUCGACCACCGGCCUCACUUCCCCGGCCACCGCGAAGACCCCCACGGCGGCCUCUCCGAAUUCGCAAACAAACCGACUUACAGGAUGUACUGCAAGGCCGGCUCCAAUUUCUCCCUCGCCAUUAGAGACGGUCGCGUGAUCCUCACGCGCCACAACCCCUCCGAUCCCCACCAGCACUGGUACAAAGAUGAGAAGUUCAGCACUAGGGUUAAGGAUGAAGAAGGGUUUCCCAGCUUCGCUCUGGUGAACAAAGCCACCGGACAGGCAAUCAAGCACGCCGCCGGUCCUUCCCACCCUGUUCAGCUGAUCCAUCACAAUUCGGACAGAAUGGACGAAUCGAUUCUGUGGACGGAGAGCAAAGACACUGGGGAGAAUUACAGGGCGAUAAGGAUGGUGAACAACAUCAAGCUGAACGUCGACGCGUGGCACGGCGACAAGGAUCACGGCGGCGUUCGUGAGGGCACCACCAUCUCUCUCUGGGAUUGGACCAAGGGAGACAACCAGCGCUGGAAGCUCGUCCCCUACUGAUAGGAUAUAUAUAUAUAUAUGUAUAUGUCUGAAGUGCAAUAAACAAACCUUGUGAUUGCUGCUGCUGCUGCUGCUGCUGCUAGUAUUGUUCGAAUCAUCCCUGGCUUUGUAUUGUUGUUUUCUUACCUUUAUGUAUUAUGGUGUGGUGGUUGACUUGUUUCUGCCAUUGCUGGUGUUGGAAGAACCACCAUGUACUGUGUAUUGGUAUUGUAUUCCCGUGCCUGUCUGAGGAUUGCUUGCUCUAUUGUGAUCUUUUUUUAUGCAUACCUGCAAUGGAUCCUCCUCGAAUUUGAUACAUGAAUAAAUCCAUGUCUAAGAUGCUGAUUAGUAUAAA